Engraulis encrasicolus (European anchovy) is the source of this 1635-nucleotide messenger RNA. It is a transcript of the gene rimoc1, whose product is annotated as rab7a interacting mon1-ccz1 complex subunit 1. NCBI's taxonomy places the organism in Eukaryota, Metazoa, Chordata, Actinopteri, Clupeiformes, Engraulidae. The record is from RefSeq and is a predicted model, not a curated record. Bases 28 to 861 code for a protein of 277 amino acids. Gene Ontology annotation, biological process: mitophagy. The transcript has 6 exons.
UGCGUCACGUGACUGUCGUUUCCAGUCAUGGCCGACGACUACAGGCGACAGGGUUUUGAGCUAGAAAGAAGGAUUUUUGAGUUGGACAACAAGUGUGCUAGCUUAAGGAUAGAAAAGCCAGAUGAUGACUAUUUACAGAAUGCAGCCGCUAUUCUAGAUAAGUUGAAAAACUUUUACAGACAAGGGGGUGAGAGCGGCAGUCUCCCAAAACUGCUACAGGAUUACACACAGGUAAUUCUUGACAUCACCUUCUAUGAGGAGAACAAGCUGGUGGACCAGGAGUUCCCAGAGGAGUGCUCCCCCUUCAGGAUCCAGGAGCUACUGCAGGACCUGACGGAGCCAGAGGUGCUGUCUGGGAGACUAGCACCAGCACAGGAGGUGCAGUCUGUGCUGGGCCUGGAGCUGCUGGAGUGCCUGUACUGGCGGCGAGGGGCGCUGCUCUACAUGUACUGCCACACCCUGCACCAGAGGAAGCAGUGGAUCAAGCAAAACAAGGCCACCUUCCUCAAGUGUCUUCAAGAAGGUGUGCGGUACCUCAUGAGGAUGCUGCAAGUACGGAAUUCAGUCAAACUGAACGACGGCGUAGUUUUCCAUGACUCAACGACAGCUAAUUUUCUGUCUGAAGGUAUCUUCUCAGACACGCACCUGCUGACAAUGAUGUACAUUGGCGAGAUGUGCUUCUGGGCGGUGAAGUACGAGGACUGCAACGCGGACUCCACGGAGCGCAAGGAGGAGCGGCUCCACUUCCGCGACAUCGGCACGCAGAUCCUGCACAAAUACGUGUCAGCGUGCGAGGGGCCCCUGCAAGGCCAGGGCUGGAACACGGAGAACGCCAAGGAGAUCCUUAGCAUCUUACAAUAAAUAAUAAUAAAAUAACACAGGCGGGCAGGGCGGGGCGGGUAUAGGGUGGAGUGUAUGUUGGGGUGGGGUGGGUCAGAGAGCGAGAGAGAGAGCGCGAGAGAGAGAGAGCGCGAGAGAGAGAGAGAUACUGUUGAGUGAGUGUUGGUGGGGGUGUCGUGUGGGUGGGAGAAACACAGGGACAGUGAAAUUGUCCCUACAACAAAUUUUAUGCUCUAAAACCUAAAAAAAAGAAGAAAUGACAAAAAAGAAGCACUUACCCUCCAGAUCCCUGACGUCUGGAUGGACAUUUCAUUUGUUUGAGAAUGUGGUUAAUUUCUUUUUUUUUUUUUUUUACAAAAAAAUAUAGUAAAGAUAUAAAUCUAAACAAUCACAAAAGCGAUAACCUUUCUGGGAGAGAAACAUCACUCAAACCGUAGUUUUGUAUUUAUUAUUUUUAUUUUAUUUUUUUCUCGUUUUUUAUUUAUUUAUUUUAAUUUUAAUUCAUGACAUUUAUAUAACAAGAAGGUGCACAUACCACAAACAUGUUAAUUCUAUAAAUUCCGUACCCUUUUAAAUGCAAGCCUUUUUUGUUAUGCCAUCUUUGUAUCACUUUUGCUUAAAUGUAAAAAGUACUCCUUUCUCCACUUUUUGGCAAGAUGUGUCGUGAACAGAUGAGAGUUUUGAUAUUUUGAUAGUACAUUUCUAAAAGGAGAACUGUACUGUGUUGGUAUUCUUUCAGAAGUGCAUUUCAUUUUUUAAUGUUCUCAUCAAAAUAAAUUUUGGGUUAAAAAAAAA